AUGCGGGACCUGUCGACUGGGGGGCCUGAGGGCCUGUGGCUCAUGCUGGAGGAGGCCGUCAACGAAAUCAACAAGCGACACGGCGCCCUGGCGUAUGCGGAGGCGUCGGCGGAGUUCUUCAGGUCUCAGGCCUCAGCCAUCGACGCGUUCAAGCGGCUGGCAGCUGAGGAGGCGGCGCGCGCGGGCGCUGAGGAGGCGGAUCACGUAGUGGUGCGGCGCCCUGACCGCUGCGACCUGGUGUGGGAGAAGCCCGCGCCCUCGCACAACCCGCUGCGGUCGCUGUUCGGGGGGAACCACGAGCAGGGCCCCCAGGAGAUGGUGGUGGUGACGCUGGUGGUCACCGCGCGCGGCGUGCUGGACGUGCCGCCCGUGACCAACUGGCCCACGCUGCGCAAGGCGCUGCAGCAGGUGUGCGGCGUGUCCCGCAGCUCCAUCAUGGCCAUAGAGCUGCUGUGGGCGCCAAACAACCCCCAAGACUUCCUCUCGGCCGACGACGUCCGCGCGGAUUACCCAGACCUCGUGGACCUCUCGACGGGCCGCCGCGUGGGCGGGGAGCCCUCCUCCGAGGCGCCAUCAGGCACGGGCCAGGCUGCGCCGGCCGGCGCGGCGCCGUGA
This is a messenger RNA of Monoraphidium neglectum, 615 nucleotides long. RefSeq lists its product as hypothetical. The coding region runs from base 1 to 615 and encodes 204 amino acids. The transcript has 6 exons. The record is from RefSeq and is a predicted model, not a curated record. Lineage: Eukaryota; Viridiplantae; Chlorophyta; Chlorophyceae; Sphaeropleales; Selenastraceae.